AUGCGUGUUCUCAGUAUAACUUUGAAAGAAUCUUUGAUCGAUUUUGUUGGAGCACUUUCCGGUUUAAUUUUUUUAGCAUUUUUAUUCGGAGCAGCAGCUUACGUUGUCGAAAGCGAAAAGAAUUCAGAAAUGUUCGAUUCAAUUCCGAAAGCAACCUAUUGGGGAGUUAUCACAAUUACAACUGUCGGCUAUGGAGAUAUAUAUCCGAUCACAGUUGCUGGUGGUAUAAUAGCUAGCUUAUGUGCUUUAUCUGGUGCAGCAAUUAUUGGUAUGUUUGUUUCAGUUCUGGUUGAUCGUUACCAACGUGUCUUUAAUCGAAAGAUGUAUUCUUCCUGUCAACAAAUGUCAUCAAACGAAUUCACUGAUGCAAGUUAUGAAAAUGAAGAUGAGGAACAAAAUAUAACUGAAGCAUUCUCAAGCAAUAGACAAUUAGUAGGCGAGCAAUCAGUUGAACAAAUAUUAAAUUUAAAUCGUGGAAAAAAAUUCGAUCAAGAAAAAUCACUGCAAUCAUCAGUACGAUCCAAACUCAAUUUCUCUAUUUCAUUCAAUGAUGCCACUAUUGAUAAUCAAUUAAUUAAUCAAAUCAUUAAACAUUUGAACGAAAAAUUUAUAGAAUUGCAACGAACUAUCAACAAAGAUAUUCAAUUACAAAUUGUUGAUGAUAAUGACAGAAUUCUUACUCAGCCGUGUGCUCCUGUAUUGAUCGGUUCAGUUUCUAGCGAUACAAAAAACGUUAAUUAG
Rotaria sp. Silwood2 is the source of this 741-nucleotide messenger RNA. The record is from the annotation of a GenBank genome assembly. Lineage: Eukaryota; Metazoa; Rotifera; Eurotatoria; Philodinida; Philodinidae.